AUAGUUUACAAGUACCAGACAAUAAAGGUUUAGUAAGUGUGAUUUUAUAAUUUUAAAAUUUCUUUAUUUUGAAAGCUUAUUUGAUAUUCUUCUAGAUUGGCCGUUCUUCUGAAAGUCCAAUUGAUUUUGUUGUUAUGGACACUAUAGCUGGUGAUAAAAUGGGUGAAAGGAAAGUUACACAGAGUACUAUAUCACGGUUUUCAUGUCGUAUACUUAUAGAAAGAAACAAUAAUCACAUAGCAAGGAUAUAUGCAGCAGGAUUUGACUCUUCAUGUAAUAUAUUUCUUGGAGAAAAGGCUACAAAGUGGCAACAAAGUGGUGAAAUUGAUGGUUUAACUACAAAUGGUGUUUUAAUAAUGCAUCCUAGAGGUCCUUUCUCUGCUGGGACAGAAGCUGGAAUUUGGAGAGAGAUAUCAGUUGGAGGUGGUGUCUAUUACUUAAGAAUAACCAGAUCUGCUGCUCAGAAAGGUGUAAAAGUAAGUUAGUUUUUUUUUUGUUUAUUCAUGUUUAAUAAAGUAUUUUAAUGUAAAGAUGUUUACACCAAAAGUCUAUUAUAGUAGAGCAAUCUAAAGUGAGAAGAAGAUAUAUAUUAUACAUAAUCAUUUUGCUUUUUAUAUCAGUUUUAUUCAUUUAAUCCUGAGCACUAUUUUGGAAAUUUGUGUUUAAUAAUUCAUUUCA
This is a messenger RNA of Centruroides sculpturatus (bark scorpion), 678 nucleotides long. RefSeq names its product protein pellino-like. NCBI's taxonomy places the organism in Eukaryota, Metazoa, Arthropoda, Arachnida, Scorpiones, Buthidae. Bases 135 to 485 code for a protein of 116 amino acids. Gene Ontology annotation, molecular function: ubiquitin protein ligase activity; protein binding. The transcript has 2 exons. Gene Ontology annotation, biological process: regulation of Toll signaling pathway; protein polyubiquitination. The record is from RefSeq and is a predicted model, not a curated record.